CAUUCCGGUCCAGUAGGUGGCGGUAAGGCGCCUCACAGUUGGUUUGUUAUCCGCCAUGAAACGUCAACAAGAGGAGGAAAAGGAAAAAAAUAGGAUGAGCUGAGCUGGUCGAAGAGGAAAUAUUUAUAUUUAGAUAGAUAUAUUUAGAGGUUUUUUUUUUUUGUUUUUUUUUUUUGAAGAAGGAUAUUUUCAGUGAUUUUACAGGAAGAAUGUCUUCAGUUCAGCCUCAGCGAGAGUUAAUCAAUGAGCGGCAAGUAGCUCCAGCUGAAGAAACAUUCACAGAGUUCAAAGAAAUCAUCGUCAAGGCCGAGGAAGAGAGCGAUGAUGAGCGCAAUCUGCUUGAUUUCACCCGGACACCUAAAAUAAUCUUACACCGAAUAGAUGUCCUACAGCCUUAUGUUGUGAAGGAGGAGGUUCUUGCUGACAAGUUUCUCUUUAACCAAGACAACACUUCUAGUUUGAACCAUGAGGAACCAGAACCGCUGAGGAUAAAAGAAGAGCAGGAGGAGCUGGAACAUCAGCAGAUAAAAGAAGAGCAGGAUGAGCUAGCACAUCAGCAGAUAAAAGAGGAGGAGGAGGAACCAUCAUGUCAGCAGAUGAAAGGACAGGAGGAGCUGGCACAUCAACAAAUUAAAGAAGAGCAGCAAGAGCUGGAACAUCAGCAGAUAAAAGAAGAGAUGGACAGUCAGGAUGAGGAGCAAGUUGUAGAGAAGUGGGAGACUGAUAUCUUCAUGGUGGCUAAUACAAGUGGUAAAAGAUACCACACAGAAUUAAAUAGAAAGCUAGUUCUUUCUCAGGACACUGUUAAGGCUGAGAACUUGGAUCACCAAGGAAACAAUCAUAAAGAUUCAAGAUCGAAGAGAAAUAAUGCGCGGAAGCAAAAUAAGAGCUUUUGGAAAUCUAGACCGCAUGAUGACAACGCUGAUAGUACAAUACAAAGUGGGCUAAAAAAAACUACAAAUUUGUAUUCUUGUAGAAUUUGUGAUAAAACUUUUACAAAAAAUUUCCUAUUGACUAAACAUUUCAAAAUUCACACAGAUGAGAGGCCUUUUUCAUGUAAGAUUUGUGGAAAAAGUUCCAGUCGAAAAUGCCAUUUAGCUGUUCACAUGAGAACUCACACAGGUGAGAAACCUUUCUUGUGCAAGAUUUGUGGAAAAGGUUUCAAUCAAAAAGGUCAUCUAAAUAUUCACACAAGAACUCACACAGGUGAGAGGCCUUUCUCGUGCAGGAUUUGUGGAAAAAGUUUCAUUCAGAAAGGUUUAUUAACUGACCACAUGAGCAUUCACACAGGUGUGAGGCCUUUUUUGUGCAAGGUUUGUGGAAAAACCUUCCGUCUGAAAGCUGAUUUACGUCGUCACAUGAUAACCCACUCGGGUGAGAAGCCUUUCAGUUGUAAGAUUUGUCUAAAAACUUUUAGUCGAAAAGGUCGUUUAACUCUUCACAUGAGAAGUCACACGGGUGAAAAGCCUUUCUCGUGCAGGAUUUGUGGAAAACGUUUCUGUGAAAAAGAUAUUUUAAUUGAUCACAUGAAGAGUCACACUGGCGAGAGGCCUUUCACUUGUAAGAUUUGUGGAAAAAGUAUGAGUCGGAAAGGUGGUUUAAAUGUUCACAUGAGAAUUCACACAGGUGAGAAGCCUUUCUCGUGCAAGAUUUGUGGAAAAAGUUUCUGUGAAAAAGGUUUUCUCAGUGUUCACAUGAGAAUUCACACAGGUGAGAGGCCUUUUUCAUGUAUGAUUUGUAGGAAAACAUACACUCAAAAAGGUCAUUUAACGGUUCACAUGAGAACUCACACAGGUGAGAAGCCUUUCUCAUGCACAUUGUGUGGAAAAAGUUUCCAUUACAAAGGUGGUUUAACUGAACACCUAAUUAUUCACACAGAUGAGAGGCCUUUCUCGUGCAAGAUCUGUGGGAAAUGUUUCCGUGAAAAAUGUCAUUUAACUGUUCACAUGAGAAUUCACACAGGUGAGAAGCCUUUUUCAUGCAAGAUUUGUGAAAAAUGUUUUCGUAAAAAAGGUCAUUUAACUGUUCACAUGAGAAUUCACACAGGCGAGAAGCUUUUCUCAUGCAAGAUUUGUGAAAAACGUUUCUGUAAAAAAUGUAAUUUAACCCUCCACAUGAGAAUUCACACAGGGGAGGAGCCUUUCUAAUGCUAGUUAUGUGGAGAAAGUUUUUGUGAUAAAGGAUUUUACUUUAACCAUUCACAUAGUGAGAGGCCGGUUUUGUGUAUGAUUUGUAAAAUGUUUAUCAGAAAGAUAAUUUGACUGAGUACAUUAGAAGGCACAUUGGUGAGGUAAAUAGGUUUAUUAACUGUACAUAUGAGUAUUUAAACAGUUUAGAAGUCUUAGCGAUGUAUGGAAAAGGUUUGUUCCAAUAAGUUAUUUGAAUAGUCAAGCAAGCUAAACGACUUUUCUGAGAACAAACCACAAAAAAGGCUUUAAUCAAAAGUCUUUCCCACAAAACACUUCUAUCAUAAACCCCUCUGAGAUUUUCCUCUCUGAGCUGCCUCUGGUAUGUCAGAAAUUACAAGUCAGUAUCCACCAUGCAUGACUUUUAUAAAACAUUUAAUAAUUGUCAGAAAACUCCCAAAAGACUAAACAAACUGAGAAAUUGCUUGAGAACUCAGUCAAGAAGCUGCGGCCUGUAUUUUAAAAUUUAUCAGAUUACAUUGUUGGUGUCAUUUUUCAAUGUGACAAUUUAUCAUCAAAGUUUUAUCACAUUAAGAAAAUGUAAAUGCUGUUUAAAUAAUAAAAAAAGAAACCAAAAUC
This is a messenger RNA of Girardinichthys multiradiatus, 2765 nucleotides long. Its product is annotated as gastrula zinc finger protein XlCGF57.1-like. The record is from RefSeq and is a predicted model, not a curated record. Lineage: Eukaryota; Metazoa; Chordata; Actinopteri; Cyprinodontiformes; Goodeidae. Gene Ontology annotation, biological process: regulation of transcription by RNA polymerase II. The transcript is spliced from 2 exons. The coding region runs from base 210 to 2147 and encodes 645 amino acids. Gene Ontology annotation, molecular function: DNA-binding transcription factor activity, RNA polymerase II-specific; RNA polymerase II cis-regulatory region sequence-specific DNA binding.